Messenger RNA from Dendrobium catenatum, 3638 nucleotides. RefSeq lists its product as uncharacterized. The transcript is spliced from 3 exons. The coding region runs from base 709 to 3096 and encodes 795 amino acids. Lineage: Eukaryota; Viridiplantae; Streptophyta; Magnoliopsida; Asparagales; Orchidaceae. The record is from RefSeq and is a predicted model, not a curated record.
UUAUUAGGUUUUUAUUUGAUAGUUAGUGAUUUUCUGUUUCGUCUGAAAUUUUUUUGCAUUCUGAUUGAGGUUCUGGGAGUUUGGUUACAGGAAUAGUAACUAAAAGAAUGUUCUAUUUGGAUUGGGGAAAAAUUACUGUAUAGUUAGUGAAUGAUGAGAUUCAUAUUGAUUCAGCCAUUUGUUAUCUACAUUAUUGUAAAACUACGAGAAAGUUUUGAGGAUGUGGAUUCUGUUUUACUUCGUUUUUUUUUUACUUUUGCAUUAUGUAGCAGUAUGAAUUGCUUGGGAUGAUUUUAGGUUUAUUUUGUCACUGCCAUUCUUCUUACCUGGGGCGCUGCAGCCUUAGAUUUAGUUAAGCUGAUGAAACUUUAAAUGCGUAAAUUUCUUUUUAAUAUUUGGUAUAUGCAUGCUAUUUGAUGUUGGUUAUUCAACUAACACUCAUCUGCUGUUGUUUUUCUGCUUAAGGCUCACCAUGCAUUUUAAUAGCCUGUUUACAUCGAACACUCUUCUUCAUCAUUUGGAGAUUUAUAAGUAGUUAUGUGGUUUAGGCGGUUUCCUUUAUCUUAUGCAGGAACAGAGUUAUUUUCUGGUUCUAUUCUCAUUUUAUUUAGCUUUAAUUUAUCUUCUUAUUUAUGGCAAUGCCAUGUUCACGUCCUUUUUCUUGACUGCCUUUUUUCCUGAUUCUUAUGGGGCUUCGGAAGGUUUACUAUGGAAUACGGUAAGAGUAACAGAUUUCCUAAACCUGAUUCUGAUUUCAUGGGGGCAAUCUUCGUGUGCAAUAAUCUUACAAAGAAGGAAAGCUUUAAGAGGAAACUGUUUGGACUCCCUUCUGUGCAUUCAGACCUUGUGAAGCAAAUCAAAACAGGCAUGAUACUGUUUCUAUUUGAGCCUGAUGAGAGAAAACUUCAUGGAAUUUUCCAGGCUACUUCUGAUGGUGCCAUGAAUAUCGUGCCUAGAGCAUUUUCCAUUUCAAAUAAGCGUUUCCCUGCUCAGGUUCGUUUUGAAAGGCUUUGUGCUUGUAAACCACUCUCUGAAAAUGAGUUCAGGGAAGCCAUCGAAGAAAAUUAUUUCACGGCCAUUAAAUUUUCUUUUGCAUUGUUAGGUCCGCAGGUUUGUAGGUUGAUCUGGUUGUUCUCUUCGAGAAGCUACUUGCUAUAUGAUCAGCUUCCAAAAGGGUUACAGAGUGAAUUCAUGAAAAUAUUUGAGAAUUCUAGUUUGGCUAGGACCAAGGUGAUUGGAAAUGAAAAUUUACCGAAAUUUGAUGCAGCUGGAUAUAGCAUGGACAACAACAUUCAGUCUACCAGAAAUUCCUUUCUACUUGGACCAAGCAAAAAUCAUUUGAAAAAGUAUAAUAAUCAUGAACAAAAUGACAUUACUUUACAAAACUAUGAACUUCGAGGGCAGCCGGAAUUCUACCCUACUUUCUAUCACUCUGCCAAGUUGCAACAACAAAAUCAAAUGCUUUCCACAUCCCGUUAUGAUCUUUCCAGGGAUGUCAUUCCUGUUAUCCCUUCUACUCGUCGUAGCUAUAGUUCUUCAAGGUUUCUUUGUAAACCGCCGCCUCCAGUUGCUUUAGGCUCGGAUUUACUUGAACAAAAGCUUACUUUCUCCAAAGGGAGUUCCUUAGAUGCCCAAACACCUCACAUAAGAAACCAAUCAUAUACUUCUGUGUCUCAAAUAGAAAUAAAAAACCAUCCUUUGAGUAACAACUCUGGCAUUGCUUUGUCAAAAUCCUCGUGUCUCUCUGAUACCUCUCAACUUUUACAUGCCCCUGAAGGCAAUGUUACUUUCCAUGAUAGCUAUAGUCUUUCCAACAAUAAAUUUUUGUGCUCAUCACAAGACAUGGAAUAUGACUCUUGGAAUAUACAAGAUUGGUCUUCAGGUCCCGACUAUAUUCCUAAUUCAAAAGGCGAAACUUCGGUUAACGGUUACAUUCCUGUGCUUGAAGUUGACUUUGCUUAUGCCAAGGAAGCCUAUGAUCUCCCUUCUAGGAAAGAGAAUCCGCCAUUAACAUCACAGUAUGAUUAUCAUUCUGGUUUUACUAGUGAUAUUAACAAUACAAGCAAUUGCAGCUUUGACUUUUCCUACAAUGACAAAAAGAGUGCAUCCUAUUUGAAUUCGUUUCCAAAAUCAAAUUCCUUUCAGAAGAGGUGUAAUGUAUUCCAGCGUCUGUCUCGACCACCAAAAAUAAAUAAAGAAAAAAUAAAGAAAUAUCCUUAUGCACUUGAUCGCAUGGAGGCAUUUUCUCAUCAGAGAAGUCAAGGGAUUAAGGUGUGUGGAAAGCUUGGAAACCUAGCAAGUCUUGAGAGUGAUGCACCAUUGGAUAAUAUAGCUGAGUUGAGAUCAUUUGAAAAGGAUUCUCUUGUUGAAAUAAAACCCCAAGUUCAGGUGCUUGAUGACGGCAAUGGCUUUUCAAUUCCGAAUUUCAAGCGCAGAAGUGCUGUGAAACAGCCAACUACUGGAGCAAGUGAUUUUACUCCUCCAGUAGAUAAAUGCAAGAAAAGGAAGCUAAUAAGACCAUCUUUCAGCGAAGAGGAUAAUUCCUUCCCAGUCAGGGAGGACUGCCAGAAUCUCAAUUUACCGCAUACUGUGCAUAAAGGGCUUGAUGACCAUAAUAUUUUAUGUACCGUAUCCCAUCCUGGCACAACUGAAGAACUUCCUAUCUCCAAGGAGUCGAAUGCGCCCACUGAAGGUGUUGGAAGUGUUGGACAUUUGGGGCCUCUCUCAACCAUUCUUGAAGAUAACGCAGGCUUAUCAAACACUGAUUCUUUGACUGUAAAUAUCCAUUGCAGUCAACAGAUAUUAGAUUCUGAGUCUAAGAAAAUUAAUAGCUAUUGUCUUAUGGGUGAUGAAAACGUUGAUGGAAAUCCAAAGGAAAAUUCGCAGCCAUUGACGAUGGACUUUAUACCAUUAUCAGUUGAAGAAGAACACAAAGCCAUUAAUACUGCAAAGAAUUGUAUGGAUUCAGAUAUGAAACAUGUAGUUGUAAAGAUGGACGCUCCGGAUUUUCCACUAGGAAUUAGAUGCAAAACUACGUCACCUGAUUUAGUGUGUGAAGACAAUAAGAUAACAUCUGAUGGAUUUGGAUUUGCCUAACAUUAUUUUGCUUCUCAAGAAAGGCGAGUUAUAAUGGGAUUUUGUGGCUGUUGUAUAGGGCCUUGGCCACCAUAUCUGAAGCAGCCAAAGAUAAAGCCUCUUCUGAAGAUUCUUAUACUUGCAGCAAUAUCAAGCUUUUUGAGGUUUUCAUGCUUCUUGAAAUUGAAAACCUGGUUUGUUUGAAUGUUAUCCUCUCAGAAAAUCGAAAUAACUCUUAACCUUAGACCAACAUCUUUUGAAUGGCGCACACUGAACGCAUGUACUAACUUUCUUGCUAGUUUUUCUUGGCCCGGCAAAUUAAGACUUUGUUUGGGAUGACUUUCUUACUGUUUUAUGAAUCAACUUUUUAGUUAAAAAUUAAAACUUUUGUACUAGAAAGCAUCUUUAAGAAGUAGUAAGAAAGCCGCCCCAAGCUAAGCCUAAGUUGAACGGUUCUUACUUUUUAUCUUUUUGAGGUAUUAUCAGGAGAUGGGAACUUGGGAGAGUUUUGUUUCGGUUGAACCUUAAGUUGUUUCAAUAUAAAAAAUAGAUUACGCUGUGUA